GACCGCGGGGGCGGCGGACAGCGGCGCGGCGGGGUGGCCAAGAGCAAGAACCGCCGCAGGAAGGGCGCCAACUUGGUGUCGGUGGAACCGCACCGGCACGAGGGCGUCUUCAUCUAUCGCGGGGCGGAGGACGCGCUGGUGACGCUGAACAUGGUGCCCGGCCAGUCGGUGUACGGCGAGCGCCGGGUCACGGUGACCGAGGGCGGCGUGAAACAGGAAUACCGCACGUGGAACCCCUUCCGCUCCAAGCUGGCCGCUGCCAUCCUGGGCGGGGUCGACCAGAUUCACAUCAAGCCCAAGUCCAAAGUGCUGUACCUGGGCGCUGCCUCGGGGACCACUGUGUCCCACGUCUCCGACAUCAUCGGCCCCGAUGGCCUGGUCUACGCAGUCGAGUUCUCCCACCGUGCCGGCCGCGAUUUGGUCAACGUGGCCAAGAAGCGAACCAACAUCAUCCCGGUCCUCGAAGAUGCCCGGCACCCGCUGAAGUACCGCAUGCUCAUCGGGAUGGUGGACGUGAUCUUCGCCGACGUGGCCCAGCCCGACCAGUCCCGCAUCGUGGCUCUGAACGCCCACACCUUCCUGCGUAACGGGGGCCACUUCCUCAUCUCCAUCAAGGCCAACUGCAUCGACUCCACCGCAUCUGCCGAGGCGGUGUUUGCUUCCGAGGUGAGGAAGUUGCAGCAGGAGAACUUAAAGCCCCAGGAGCAGCUGACCCUGGAGCCCUAUGAGAGGGACCACGCUGUGGUUGUCGGGGUCUACCGGCCCCUUCCGAAGAGCGGCGGCAAGUAGCAACCCAGCUUGGGCUGUCCCUGAGAUCUCCCCGAGGCUGCGCUGUGUUCAGUGUUACUAUGUAUAUGGUUUCAUUGCGUGUUGUUUUUCUAUUAAACAGUGUAAAGAAAUGGCACCCAGGUGUAUCAGUGAAGCCAGAUUCGGUUUUGCUGCUGUAAAGAUCCAGCAAACGGCUAAGACGACUGGUAUUAGGGACCCAUCACGGAACAGCUUGGGAAUGGUGCUUGUUCCAUCCACUCAGGGUCCUGACUCCCCAGGGCCCCUGGUCACAGAGGUGGGGAAGAGAGU
This is a messenger RNA of Vicugna pacos (alpaca), 1077 nucleotides long. RefSeq names its product fibrillarin like 1 (gene FBLL1). Gene Ontology annotation, biological process: box C/D sno(s)RNA 3'-end processing; rRNA methylation. Gene Ontology annotation, molecular function: rRNA methyltransferase activity; RNA binding; histone H2AQ104 methyltransferase activity. Lineage: Eukaryota; Metazoa; Chordata; Mammalia; Artiodactyla; Camelidae. The record is from RefSeq and is a predicted model, not a curated record. Gene Ontology annotation, cellular component: box C/D methylation guide snoRNP complex; Cajal body; small-subunit processome.